UGUCACUUCGCUUCCUCAUUGGUUCUUACAGUUUAACUUAGUGUUAUCACGUCCCGUCAGUUUGCCGCUCACUCAAAUUCCCAGCCACUGUACAUUAUCCACGUAGAGCGUUGGUUAUACGUAUUGAGGAUGUCGCGGAGAAAACGUGAGAAAGAGAUGCCACACACAACAAACAAACGUCCCAAGAUGUCUGGUCCAAGAGAGCAUAUCAAAGGAUCAGAUACAGACAGUGAAAUACACCAGCUGAAAUUACCAUGCAGUGAUCCAUUUCCUCCAAGUAUCUACUACCUUGGUGACAGUUUCGAUGAUGCUCAGACAUAUUUUUCACAAGAGCAAGCAAUGCUUCCAGUGAACUUUGUCAGCGCCCUCAAGAAGGAACAUCCGCAUGUGGUGAAACGAGUGGCAGAUUUAUUGGAAUACAAUGGAAGGGGCAUUGCUUUAUUUGGUCGGUCGCUGGCAAUAACCUUAAACUUGCCUUGUCACAAACCGACUGAUGUUUUGCAGUGUGACGUAUUGAUCAUCACACAAAAGUGCCUACCUUUUGUUAUAUCUUUCUCAUCGGAAGCAGUUGAUGAUGCUAUUGACAAAUAUAACGCCGAAUUGGCCUAUCGCAUGAGGGUGAUUUUUGGAAAAUACACAGCAGAAAGGUUCACUUUUAUCUUUUUGGCCACUGAAGAGAAAAUAUAUGGGAAAAAGACCAAAUUUCACUCCACUGUCCAUAAAAGAAGGUCUACGGUAAUUGAAUCCUGCUUUCCUGAUCAAAAACACAUGACCGAUUCCAAAUUUGAAGGGCUGAAGAAUGCUUUAACAGCUACAGCUGCAAGAACAAGUAUUCCUAUGGCACCUAAAGAGGGGGGAAAGGGAUCGUUUUGGGUUUUGAUGAAAGAACAGUUUUCAAAGUUACUUAACAAUGUUGAUCUACGCCAACCAUUAGAUGUAUCUAAAACACUUCAUGGGAAAACAGUGUUCAUGUUUGAAGCUGCCCUACGACUAGAACGCAGUGGUAAGACACUGCUCAUCUGUGACAGCGUGGAGGAAAAGACCAAACAAAAUCAUGCCCCAGCUGAAGUGACCAUCGAGACAAUAAACUCCUUCCGUCAGUCUGGUCAGGACUGGUCACAGUUCAAGUACAUCGUUGUAGCUGCCACACGUCACCAGUUCAAGGACAUUCAAGACACGUUGAAGGCACUUAGGACUCCAAUAUGGAGGAUCUACGAACGUGACGAAGUUGAAAUCCCCACAGAAACUGUGAGUGUGGGGCUGAUGGGCUACCCAAAGACAGGGAAAAGACUUCUUGCGAAUGCAAUUGCAGGUAAGAAACUGUUCGAUGCUGGAUUACAGAAACCCACAGCGGUAUGUCAGGAGAAACGCGCAAGAAUUGGUACCAGAGCAAUUCAAAUAUUGGACACACCUGGAUUUUCGUUCAAACAGAACAUUCAGAGAACAGUCGAUGUGGUGGUGACAAAGGCAAGUUCCAUUGAUGCCUUCUUGCUUGUCGUGAAGGCAUCUCCAAUGACAUAUAAGGAUGAACUGCUCCUCAAACAUGUCAGAUCUAUUCCGGGGAAGUCCAUGUCACAUAAAAUAGUGCUCGUGCUUACAACAUUAGAUGAUAACCUCAUUUUGAAGGAAUACCUAGAGAACAUUCCUAAUUUCCUGAAAGACUUCCUCCAGUUCUGCAACAACCCACCUGUGCUUUUCAAUGUCAACAUUGGGACACAGUCCGAGAAGGCAAAUGAUCAAAGACGAGAAUUGUUUAGGAUUAUAGGAGAAACAUACAUGGGAAACCUGUGCAAGAGAAUAAACUAAAUGUGAACACGAUUCGACAGAAAGUAACUGAAGCAAUCUGUGAACUGUCACUCUUUACACACAUAUCAUACAUACCCAUUGUUGUGUAUGAAUGAAUAUUGUAUUUGUUUGUUUAGUGAUACCGACACAUAAUGUUGAGGUGGCGACCCAGAUACAGUGUGACCUACCUUAUCAAUGCGUACGUGUCCGUCCGUUAACCGUUUCAGGAGCAGGACUCUAAAUCCAUUAAAAUUAUUGUUGACACUUUCUAUACACACCGGUCUAGUGGUGAACGUAUACUUUUAUACUUAUCUGAUAUGUUUGUUUAUUGCACAGACUAGUGUUAAUUUUUUUAUUUUGUUUUGGGCACAUUACUGCGAAAGGCUCUACAAUGCAUUAAGCAUGAUUUUAUGAACGCAUCACGAGACGACUUGCCUACUCACAAGGUCAAUAUUGUUAUUCUCACUUUUAUUACAAUCGUGUGGGUUUAAACGAAAUAAAUCAGUUAUGUCUUAUGAUUGAAAUGUUAGCUAUUUUCUAACAGUUUGUGUCUAUUGAACACAUUUGACAUGACAUCUGUACCAAGUGUACCAUGUUGCUUUAGUUGAUCCGUUUUUCAGUUUUGUUCACAUGUACCGCCUGUUUGUACCCCUGAAGAUCCGGGGUAGAAUAGGUCUUCAGCAACCCAUGCUUGCUGUAAAAGGUGACUAUGCUUCUCGUUAGAGGUGACUAAGG
Molecule: messenger RNA, 2520 nt
Organism: Haliotis rufescens (red abalone)
Lineage: Eukaryota; Metazoa; Mollusca; Gastropoda; Lepetellida; Haliotidae
Exons: 6
Coding region: 130-1806 (558 amino acids)
Molecular function (GO): GTP binding
Source: RefSeq, a predicted model, not a curated record